Ectocarpus sp. CCAP 1310/34 is the source of this 3594-nucleotide messenger RNA. NCBI's taxonomy places the organism in Eukaryota, Phaeophyceae, Ectocarpales, Ectocarpaceae. The record is from the annotation of a GenBank genome assembly.
CUCUUGCGCCCCCUCUGCCCACAAGAAUUGAAAACACACAUCGCAAGAACACACCUGAACAUAUCGCGAGACUAACAGCAGAAAACAUGGCAGCAGUCGAGGGAGAGAGCAUCGGCAUCGACCUGGGCACGACCUACUCCUGUGUGGGCGUGUGGCAGAACGACCGUGUGGAGAUCAUCGCCAACGACCAGGGCAACCGCACGACUCCGUCCUACGUUGCCUUCACCGAGACGGAGCGCCUGAUCGGCGAUGCCGCCAAGAACCAGGUGGCGAUGAACGCCACCAACACCGUGUUCGACGCCAAGCGGCUCAUCGGCCGCAGGUACACCGACCCGGCCGUCGCCUCCGACAAGAAGCACUGGCCCUUCCAUGUUGUCGAGGGCCCAGGCGGCAAGCCCACCAUCGAGGUGUCUUUCAAGGGCGAGAAGAAGCAGUUCGCGCCUGAGGAGAUCUCCUCCAUGGUGCUGGUCAAGAUGAAGGAGAUCGCCGAGGCCUACCUUGGCAAGGAGGUGAAGAACGCGGUGAUCACUGUGCCCGCGUACUUCAACGACUCCCAGCGCCAGGCGACCAAGGACGCCGGAUCCAUCUCGGGCCUCAACGUAAUGCGCAUCAUCAACGAGCCGACCGCCGCGGCCAUCGCGUACGGCCUGGACAAAAAGGGCGAGGAGCGCAACGUGCUCAUCUUCGACCUGGGCGGCGGAACCUUCGACGUGAGCGUGCUGACCAUCGAGGAGGGCAUCUUCGAGGUGAAGGCUACCGCGGGGGACACCCACCUGGGAGGGGAGGACUUCGACAACCGCAUGGUGGACUACUUCCUGCAGGAGUUCAAGCGGAAGUUCCGCAAGGACAUGAGCACCAACCAGCGCGCCCUACGACGUCUCCGCACGGCGUGCGAGCGCGCGAAGCGAACCCUCUCGUCGUCCACCCAGGCGCACAUCGAGAUCGACUCCCUGUUCGAGGGCAUCGACUUCAACUCCACCAUCACUCGCGCCCGGUUCGAGGACAUGAACCAGGACUACUUCCAGAAGUGCUUGUCACCCGUGGAGAAGGUGGUGAAGGACGCCAAGAUGUCCAAGGGCCAGAUCCACGAGGUGGUGCUGGUAGGAGGGUCCACGCGUAUCCCCAAGGUGCAGCAGAUGCUUUCGGCGUUCUUCAACGGCAAGGAGCCGUGCAAGUCCAUCAACCCUGACGAGGCCGUCGCGUACGGCGCCACCGUCCAGGCCGCCAUCCUCUCGGGCAAGGACAAGUCAGACAAGCUCGACUCGCUCCUGCUCCUCGACGUGACCCCGCUCGGACAGGGGCUCGAGACGGCCGGCGGCGUCAUGACGACGCUCAUCAAGCGCAACACCACGGUGCCGGUAAAGAAGUCGCAGGUGUUCUCGACCUACGCUGACAACCAGCCGGGUGUGCUGAUCCAGGUGUACGAGGGUGAGCGCACCAUGACCCGCGACUGCAACCUCCUGGGCAAGUUCAACCUGGACGGAAUCCCGCCCAUGCCCAGGGGCCAGCCGCAGAUCGAAGUAACGUUCGACAUCGACGCGAACGGUAUCCUGAACGUGCAUGCCGUGGAGAAGUCCACCGGCAAGGAGAACAAGAUCACCAUCACCAACGACAAGGGCCGUCUCAGCGCCGACGAAAUCGAGCGCAUGGUGGAGGAGGCCGAGCGCUACAAGGCCGAGGACGACGUCCAGAAGAGCCGCGUGGAGGGCAAGAACUCGCUCGAGAACUACGCCUACUCGAUGCGCAACACCAUCAACGAGGAGAAGGUUUCCGCGCAGCUGGACGAAGCCGACAAAAAGACGAUUGAGACCAAGAUCUCGGAGACCAUUGCUUGGCUCGACGCCAACCAAAACGCCGAGAAGGAGGAGUAUGAGGAGAAGCAGAAGGAGCUCGAGGGUGUGUGCAACCCCAUCAUCCAGAAGAUGGCCGGCGGGGCGGGCGGUGGCAUGCCGGGGGGUAUGCCCGGUGGCAUGCCCGACAUGGGUGGCGCCGGGUUCCCCGCCGGAGGGGCGGCACCUGCUCCGGACGCGGAGGCGGACGCCGGCCCCAAGAUCGAGGAGAUCGACUAAAAAGGGAUGCUAGUUUGAUUAGCAUGGCCUCUUGUGAUUGUUUUGUGUAUUUCCUUAAAUUUGGAUGGAAUUUGGACGCUGUGCGGUCGCUGGCAACAGAUCGCCAGAGAUGGUACGCGAGCGAGCGAGCCGUGACACGAAAAAUUCUUGACUGGGAACGAACGAGAGUCAAGCGGUGUACAUGUAUCUAGUGUACGAUGUUGUGUGUUGGUGUGCACCCUGUACCAUUGAGGUGACUAGCCAGCUCCCCCGGCGUUGUGUUUGCACCCUGUCUGUCGAUUGUGCCUCGCCUCGAAUGUCUACUCGUGCUUGAGUUGUUGGUGGAUUAUUCGUGGUGCACGACUAAAGUGUUUUACCAGUCAUUCUAGACGCCUGUGCGUCCUUGUGUGUGAAUUGCCGGUCGGUUGUUCUUUCGUUCGUAUUUGUAUUUGUGCAUGAGCGUGAUAGUUUGUUUUGUCGCUGAUCGUGUCUGUGUUGGUAUCCGUUGUGCUGUCUCAGAUCCCGGAUGGGUUAGUAGAAAUAUAGUGGCGAUGUCCGCCAGGAAAAAUAACGAGAGAAGCACGUAAAGAUAAGCUGAAUGCAACACAUUGUGCGGCGAUGACCUCCCGUUCCUUCAUGUGCCCGAAAUUGGAAGAGAAAUGAACCGCACGCAAAGAGCGUCCAAUGCGUUGGCGUGUGUAGAUGAUGCGCAGACAGACGACCUUUACGGCACAAUCUCAAAUCUACGGUUGGUUUGUGGCCUCAACACCAACUUCCGGACACAUUCACGCACCCAUCUACAGAUUUUCUAGAUUCAACCUCAACCUCUCAACAGCGUCAAAAACGGUACAGACCAAACAUGACAGGCGCUAGAAUCGUUUACCAUUUACGAGGGUCGCGAGAUGUUCCCGACUUCAUUCUACCCCCAAACUUCACUCCUCAACACACACAUGUUUUGGCUCAGCCACCAUGGGUAGGGCAAUCUGGAUUUUUUUAGAUGGAAGCCUUCAUUCACUUUUUUUCUCGAGUUUACCCUCUGUUUGUUGUUUUGGCUGUAUUUCCCUUGAAUCGAGCUCGAUUUCAAAAGAAUAUUUUGCUCUGCAUUUCCUGGCACUUUGCGAACCUAGCUCCGCCCAAAUGCGGUGGUUUGUGCCAAUUAGAGGCGCCGCUUUCAAAAAUUCAUCCCCACCCAUAGUCUCUGUAUAUAGCUAUAUAUNUUCUAUGGCGUCUAUGAGCGAUUCAAAAAAAGACAGGUCAUUCAAGGCUUCAGCAUAUUCUGCUCUAAAACCAGCUUGUAGGUUUAGCACAGCUGCAGCGUUGUCAUCCUGAAGACAUCAGGCAUCUGUAGUAAUCAAACAUUUGGAACCAUCCUUGGCAACAACCGUGUACUUACUCCAUUGGGGGUCUUUGCAAAUACAUCUAUAUUUACCAUGAUUUACACAUCUCGCUACGUUGGUGGUAUUGAACAUCAUAAUAUCUAAGGUGUCACCAUACUUAUAACAAGGGAUAUUACGUUGUAUAGCGUCACGGAAUGCACGGUGUUGGG